AUAACAGAACCACAAGCUUUCAGGAACUCUGAGGAAGCUUGUGCUGCGGCGAGUGAGAGGCUUGUGCGUAGUCUUAGUUGUAGUAGUAGUCGUAGCCUUGAGCCAUGGUGGCUGUAAUGACGGAUAUGGCGUCCCUGCUUCGGCGCUCUACGGUGCCAUUUCUCCACUCUGCUUCAUUCGGCGCUUGUGCGCCAACCACAGCCCUCUUCUCCUCCAAAAAUCCGCCUCGUUUUGAUACGUUUUCGAGUGCUUGUAAUGUACUAGGGAGAACUCAGAAGCGAGCAGGUGGAGUGCGCUCAAGAUCGGGAGUAUUUUGCGCUCGUGCUUCCGUGGGCGAGGAUCGGCGAGACGAUCGUAAAGAGCCGCAGUUUCCACCUCCGGGCGAGCUGCAGUACUUCGGGAAAUUAAGCGCAGGAUGUGUUGCUGGUGCAAUUUUGGUGAAAUACGGCAGCCUAUGUGUGCCCUCCAUCACUAGUCCAGAUAUAAAUGUGGCCCUAACUCUGAUCUUCACUCCAUGCGUCGUAAGUUUGAUAUUGUUAGCACUUGCUAGCGUGUCAAGUCCAGAUGGAAAUACAAGCAAGCAAUAAUAGUCGAUUUUACUAGUCACUGUCCCCGUUGUCAAUGUUGUGUGUGAACUUUUGGUCAUCUCGUUCAGACGUUGCCACAGAAGUGUUAUUAUAGUUUUCAUGUUAGGUGUUCAUUGUCUGUUUAGCUCCUACACUCGAAACGCAACUUGGUCAUGGAAACCUACAUUCUGUGAAGGCUCUUUCAUCA
Molecule: messenger RNA, 774 nt
Organism: Physcomitrium patens
Lineage: Eukaryota; Viridiplantae; Streptophyta; Bryopsida; Funariales; Funariaceae
Source: RefSeq, a predicted model, not a curated record